CAAAGCGACGGAAUUAUUUACGUCGCCUAAAGCCCCUGUAGUUAAAAUUACGCUCUCAUCUCUUUCUCUCUCUCUCUCUCUCUCUCUUAGACCUUAUUAGUCUUACAGUCGGGCUUCCUUUUCCGACACCGUUUCAGUGCAAGCAGAAUAAACAGGACCAUAUCGAGGUACUGCAGUAAAGUAGGACUGCCUCAAUCAAUCGACCAACACUCUAGACCAGCGGAGAUGAACACUAGUUCUGUGGGACCCUCCUCGAAAUCAAAGGCUGGGUCGUCACAGCCCUCAGAAACUUCAUUUAAGCGCAAACGUGGAAUCUUUCAGAAAGAGUUGCAGCACAUGAUGUAUGGUUUUGGAGAUGGUCCUAAUCCGCUUCCAGAAAGUGUUGCUCUUGUGGAGGACAUUGCUAUGGAGUAUAUCACAGAUUUGGUGCAUAAAGCCCAAGAUAUUGGAUCAAAGAGGGGAAAGCUAUCAGUUGAAGAUUUCCUGUAUCUGAUACGCAAGGAUUUGCCAAAACUUAACCGCUGUACAGAGUUGCUGUCAAUGAAUGAGGAGCUCAAACAAGCAAGAAAGGUUUUUGAGUCAGAUGAAGAGAAGCUGAGGAAGGUUUUUGAGUCAGAUGAAGAGAAGCUGAGGAAGGUUUUUGAGGCAGAUGAAGAAAACUAGCGUAGAUAUAGUAAUAUGCCAGUGUUUUGAUCGGCUAAUAAGAUUUUCAAUUUUGGAUCACUAUACUAGAUGGUCUUGAAAUCCCUACAACUGAUAUGUUCCUACACUUAUUUUCAUGCUGUUAGGGUUCUCUUUUUUUUUUUUUUUUUUUUACACCUAAUUUUAUUUGAGUACCACCUAUUUAUUUUCAAACACUACUAAUAAGUUAUUGGGUUUUCCCAAAUAUUUUUUGCUCUA
This is a messenger RNA of Quercus robur (English oak), 900 nucleotides long. Its product is annotated as transcription initiation factor TFIID subunit 13-like. Gene Ontology annotation, biological process: transcription by RNA polymerase II. Bases 226 to 663 code for a protein of 145 amino acids. The transcript is spliced from 8 exons. Gene Ontology annotation, molecular function: protein heterodimerization activity. The record is from RefSeq and is a predicted model, not a curated record. NCBI's taxonomy places the organism in Eukaryota, Viridiplantae, Streptophyta, Magnoliopsida, Fagales, Fagaceae.